AUUUCACCUGUGACUGACUCUCUCUCUCUCCCUUAUCUCUCUCUCUCCCUCUUUCUUCUCCUCCUCUCCAGGAUAUUGAGGACCCAGUCUCUGGAAUGGUACUAUAACAACUUGAAGAGCCGCUUCAAGAGGUUCGGCAGUGCCAAGGUUCUGAAGACGCUCUACAGGAAUCACAUAGUGGAGAGAGGAGGCACCUCAGAUCUACCAGAAAGCAGUGUUCACGAUGGAAGCAAUGGCAACGAUGGCAGCGUGUGUGGCAGUGACUCCACCUUCUACAGGCAGAGUGAAGGACACAGCAUGGCAGAGACCCUCACUGUUGCCCUGCGUGUUGCUGAGGAGGCCAUAGAGGAAGCCAUCGCCAAGGCAGAGGAAUUUACUGACAGCUUGGAGAAGCAGAAUGAGGCUCGCUACCUACGAGACCACAAAGAGGAGCUUAUAGAGGAACUUGCCACGACCAUCGUACAAAAGAUCAUCCAGAGGAGGAAGCGUUCAGAGAUGCAGACAGAGUAUGACUUUGUUUGGCCCCAGAGCCAGGGCCAGCCCCAGGGCAGUGAGAUGUCCUCCCCCAGCCAGCCCCCUCACAGCACCCUGGCCCAGGCCAACCAGGCCCACCUCAAGAGUUCCUAUUCCCUCUGGAGGUCGCGGUCUGCGUUCUCCCUGACCAGUGACGAUUCUCCAGAGAAGAACACAGAGGCACUAGUAGGGGCGGGGGGAGGUGGAGGGGUACAGGACUACGCCUCUCUGAAGAAGGAGACCGCUAGGGCCUCCUCACUGCCCAGCUGGAAGAGUGUGGACCGCCUGGACAACUCCAGUGCGUCCUCGGUGCUGCAGAGCCCGGACGGUAACUGGAUCGCUCUGCAGAGCUCUCAGCACUCCCGUCCCAGCCUGCUGACCAAGAGAAAGUCUCUGGUGUUCAGCGUCCUGGAGAAGGAGUCCGACGUGGUCUCGGCCUACGACGAGAUGGGCCCCGAAUCCGACCAGGAGGACGACAAGGGGGGCUGGGGGGCCGCGCUCCGCCAGUUCCAACGGAAACUCUCCGACGAGACGUACUACACGGACUCCCAGCACGACCCUGAGUGGACGUACACACCGGUCCACCUCCCGGUCACAUCGCCCUCCUCGGGCCAGUACACCAACACCGAGACCCUCAACUCUGACUCAGAGUGUUCCUCUGUACCACCCACCCGACCCGGCAAACCCCUCCAGAACGUAAUGAAGAAGACAGGCCCUAAUAACCAGGACCCGUAUCUUCAUCCCCAGCAAGCUCAGUACCACCAUCAUCAGCAUCAACACCAGAACCUCCCUUUGUACUCGCUCCACCCGGAGGCGCUGGAUGUGAACUUUAACCCCAAGGUGACUGGAGACAGUGGGCAAAGCAACCACGUCAGGAGGUCGCGGAGACGCAGGAAGAGCAAGAGGGAGCUGGUGGGGAACCAGGCCCACGCACAGACACACACACCACCCCUUUAUUCGUCAUCUGCACAGGAGAACAGUUUCCUGCUGAACGCCCUGCUGAAGAGUGGCAUGAGUGAGGAGAUGCCUGGGCCUGACGUGGGGCCCGUGCCCGAGACCUCCUCUGCGGUUAUGACCCCCGAGCCCAAGAACCAGGACACUGUGGCCCCUAACUCUGCGGCACCCAGCUCCCCUAACUGCAUGGCCCCUGCCCCUGGCCCCCUGUCCCCCAGCAGCUCUGGGCCCGGCUCGGGAGACACACUGGAGCAGGAGCUCUACUCCAAACUGGGCCAGCUGGUUGGAAGAGCCAGCAGCGAGGAAGUAGCGAGCUCGUCCGAGGAUGAGCCAAUCAAAAGUCCCGUAAAGAGAGACAGAGAAAGUGACAGACAGAAAGAGAAGCUGAGGCAGAUUGAGAGAGAGCGAGAUCCCCAGGGACAAAGUGAGAGACAGAGCAGUAAAAGUAGGGAUAGGACGAAGCGAGAGACGUCUGAGUCAGUGAACGGGCCGGAACUGAAAAAGAGAGAGCGACUAAGGGAAAGUCUGACAUUGAGACAGGAGGAGAGAGUGAAGGAGAGGAGGUUGGAGAGAGGAGGAAAGAGUUUGGAAGAGAAAGUAGAUGGCAGGGAAAAUAAGACAGUGGAGAAGAACAGGCAAAGUAAGAGACUACAGAGAAAAGAGGUGGACAGAGAGACCGAAAGAAAGGGGGAAGAAGUGGAAGACCGAAACCAAAAGACAGGAUCCACGCCCUCCUCGCCUGCAAUUACCCCAUCUAUCCAGGAAGGGGUGCUGUGUGACGGACAGAAGUACUCGGCCGCAUCGCUGUGCAGUAUCACCACAGAGGUACUGAAGGUGCUCAACGCCACAGAGGAACUGAUUGGUGAGGCGGGGGGUGAUAGUGUCACCCCCUCUGAGUGCAUGAGCGCGUCUGAGUCCUUCCUCAGCAACUUAGAGACCAGGAAGCUGGACCAGAAACUCACCAAGAUGGAGGAAAACGUGUACAUGGCUGCGGGGGCGGUGUACGGCCUGGAGGGGGCACUGGGGGACCUGGAGAAGGUGGCCCGAGGCAUCAGCAGUGGCACCUCAGACAGAGACCUGGCCUUCCUGGAGGACCAGGUGGCCACUGCUGCCGCCCAGGUGCAGCAGUCUGAGCUCCAGGUAUCAGACAUCGAGGAGAGGAUAUUAUCUUUAAAAACAGCUGGACUGAAUGUCACCACCUGCAAUCGUUUCUCCAACUUCUCCAAGCCAAAACCUACGCCUCAAACCCUUGACACAUCACGCCAACAGAGGAGAAAACUACCUGCCCCUCCGGUCAAAGAUAAGGAGUCUGAGCAGCAGGUAACAGCACUUCAUCCGUAGCGACAGACAGAAAGCACAAAGAGUCCCUCAGGGGCCCCGCGCGGUCUCUCCACUCCAGUGCCUUGAUCCAGCGUCUGCCUUGGGCUAUGCAGGGGCCAACACCUGCCCUGUGCACCCCACCCAGCGCUCUCCUCAGCCAGGCACGGCCCCAUCCAGUCACCCCCUGAAUAUCUCCAGACCGCCUUCCCUGCCUCCCCCAGCCCAGGACCGACUCAUUCAACCCCUGUCCCAACCUACUCCAUCAGCCCCCUGGGCCUCAUUCACUGUAAUUACCACACCACAACGCUCACAACAGGGUGGUUUGAUAGACGACGUGUCUCUGCCUUAAAAUCAGCGAACGAACACUCCUCGCCGAGACAACUCACUGUCUUACUGUCAAAAGAAGACCUAACUUCAAAGUCCUUGUACAGAAAAUAAGAAAACCUCUGUCAGUCUUUUUUUUUUCUAACUGUUUGCAAGGGUGUUGUAGGUGUUUGAAGAUGUGAAAAACCAUGUGAAAACUUCUGUGAUGAAUGUCCCAAAAGAGGCUGAACCAUGUUUUAUAUUACCUGUUGUUUCUCUCACUGAUGAAAUGUCAUGAUGAAUAGCCGAGCACCUACAGAACCUGUUCAAUGUUGUUGUUGUAUUAUCAUUUCUGUGUACAGACUCAAACAUAAUCAUUUCCUUGAACUAGCAGAUACCAAUCCUCAUUCACUACGCUCUGGUCUGACGCGUUUUCACAUUUUCGAUUAGAGGUUCACUUUAAGAAACAUCUGGCGUCCUCUCCUGUUCCUUUAAUUAAUCAUUUACAUGAAGGUAACAGGUAAACACACCUCAAUCUUUUCACGGUGGCGAUUUUGAGACGAGCUCGUUACUCUAGCGCGUAGUUACCGUGUUUAGAGAAAGAUUCACUACAUUGCUCGGCCCACACAAUGACAGUUUAUGUAAUGUCUGUUUUGUAAGGCCAAAAUAACCUCCAUCUACAGGUUGUGAGACUUUGGCAUCUGUCUCCGGGGAGACCCAAGGCCAAAAUAACCUCCAUCUACAGGUUGUGAGACUUUGGCAUCUGUCUCCGGGGAGACCCAAGGCCAAAAUAACCUCCAUCUACAGGUUGUGAGACUUUGGCAUCUGUCUCCGGGGAGACCCAAGGCCAAAAUAACCUCCAUCUACAGGUUGUGAGACUUUGGCAUCUGUCUCCGGGGAGACCCAAGGCCAAAAUAACCUCCAUCUACAGGUUGUGAGACUUUGGCAUCUGUCUCCGGGGAGACCCAAGGCCAAAAUAACCUCCAUCUACAGGUUGUGAGACUUUGGCAUCUGUCUCCGGGGAGACCCAAGGCCAAAAUAACCUCCAUCUACAGGUUGUGAGACUUUGGCAUCUGUCUCCGGGGAGACCCAAGGCCAAAAUAACCUCCAUCUACAGGUUGUGAGACUUUGGCAUCUGUCUCCGGGGAGACCCAAGGCCAAAAUAACCUCCAUCUACAGGUUGUGAGACUUUGGCAUCUGUCUCCGGGGAGACCCAAGGCCAAAAUAACCUCCAUCUACAGGUUGUGAGACUUUGGCAUCUGUCUCCGGGGAGACCCAAGGCCAAAAUAACCUCCAUCUACAGGUUGUGAGACUUUGGCAUCUGUCUCCGGGGAGACCCAAGGCCAAAAUAACCUCCAUCUACAGGUUGUGAGACUUUGGCAUCUGUCUCCGGGGAGACCCAAGGCCAAAAUAACCUCCAUCUACAGGUUGUGAGACUUUGGCAUCUGUCUCCGGGGAGACCCAAGGCCAAAAUAACCUCCAUCUACAGGUUGUGAGACUUUGGCAUCUGUCUCCGGGGAGACCCAAGGCCAAAAUAACCUCCAUCUACAGGUUGUGAGACUUUGGCAUCUGUCUCCGGGGAGACCCAAGGCCAAAAUAAUGCAAGGCAAAAUAUUUAGUUACAUGAACAAAUAAUGAAACGUUUAUCACACAAAUGGUCUACCUAUUAUAUAAAGUAUAUGUAAAGCAUUUAGGAACCGAAAGAAGCCCGACAUUAGAAUAAAUGGACACGUUUCUUAACCAAACAAAAACAUCUCUGUAUGACAUCUUUACCGUUCUGUUUUUUUUUUUUAAAUGAAUAUGCUUCAUUCUAUAGCUAGAGGACUCCUGAUAUCUCCAGGAGUAAUACAUCAAAUGUGUGUCUUUAUCUGUUGUCUAGUACUGUCUUUUUGCUAGCUAGGGCCAUCUACUUGAUAUCUGUCUUCCCAGUAGCAUACUUGGGUGUGUGAACUGCUGACUGUUCAUAACAUGUAGAUGAUGGUUGACCCAUUAACUAGGAUUAAAGGGCGAUUUGUGCGUGAACUAAUACUCACACUCGGAUUUAUUUUCCUACUAGCACUGACAUUGCUGCUAGCUACUUUAUUGAGGAAAAAUACAUGUACUAUGACUGAGGUAUUUGGCUGUCCCAACUAGCUAUCUGAAGAUCAAUGCACUUAACUGUAGGUCUCUCUGGAUAAGAGCGUCUGCAUGAUGACAACAACGUCAACUGUAUUUUUUUGCUUGUUAUUUUUAUGUUUCAUUUGUUUCCGCCUUUAUUUGGCAACCAUUUUGAUUUCUCUCCUGUGCUCUAUGGCUCCAAGAAUUAAUUGUGCGUUGUGUUAAAUAUCUUGUAAAGAUUUAUACAUAAUGAAGUCUACUGGGCUUUAUGACAAAAUGCCAUGAAAAGCAUGAUUUUAUUUUUGUACUUUUGAAGAUUGUUAUUACGCAGUUCUUUUCACUAAAACAAAGUGGGCGGAAACCGGCCUAGGCUUUAUUCUCCUCCUCUGAAAGGUUUUCUCAUCAGUUAAGUCUGAAACCGUGUCAUGUUUCCUUCUUCAAAGUGCUUUACAUGUAUGCCUGCAUUAAUUGUCGGAAAAUGUGUGAUUUUAAUGGGGAUGAUGGUAUUCAUAUUCAUGAUAACGUGGGAGAUGUGAUAAAUAGCAGUUGAUGCAGUGUCUGGUAUUACUCCAAUGACCGGGGUGAGAGUCUGGAAUGCCAGGCCUGUUUUUUUAUCAGCGUCUCAGAGUAGGAGUGCUGAUCUAGGAUCAGGCUUUCCCUGUCCAUGUAACCAUAUUCAUUGUGAUCUACAACACAAAAUGUAUCCUAGAUCAGCACUUCUACUCUUGAGAUACUCUGAGAGGCCCUGGUCUUUAUAUUGAAAAGAUCAGAUAGUAUAUUAAUAUAGAGGAGAUGAAAUACAGUGUUGAGGAAUUAUGUUCCUUAGUAAUUACAGGUAAAAUAGUAUGACGUUUGCGCUGGUUCAGGUUGUUACGUGCAGCUUGACCUUUCUUCAAGCCGCACCUAUCAGGUGGGGGUCCUGUUGUGGCUCAGUUGGUAGAGCAUGACACUUGCAAUGCUAGGGUUGUGGGUUCAAUUCCCACGGGGGACCAGUAUGAAGUUGCUCUGGAUAAGAGCGUCUAAUAAACAACAAUAAGAAUAAUAUGUAACGCCCUGUACCGGAGCUAGUGACACAGGUUAUUCCCAUACCUAUGGACUUCUGUUAUAUUUAUAUUAUAUUUGAACACUGUCCACUGGUAAGUCCUUCCAUCCAUCCUAUGAUCCCAUUUUGCAGGUUAUGCAUAUCGUUUCCUGUAUGUCGUCGUUGUUCCUGGAUGUGUGUUGUGUAUCAACGCAUGUUUCUGGUUUUAAAUAGAUGUACAAAAUUCGAGAAGCACAGCCAAGGGGUUCAUUAUUAUCAAUGUCCUGUAUUUUUCUAUUGUAAAAAACUAUAUUUUAUCUCACCUCCUAAUUUGUUUAUAUAUAUAUAUAUAUAAAUAUAUAUAUAUAUAUAUAUAUAUCCAUAUAUAUGUAAAAAAAAAAAUGGAUAUGACAUAAGAUAAUUGCCCAAUCAUAAACUUGAUCCUUCUGUGUUGUCUGCGGAAGGCAGCCAGCUGUCUAUGUUCCUAGGCCGCAGUGAAGUUCACUUUGCACACCUCUGAUGGACUAUUCACUCAUAUGCGCAAUCGUUUGUUGCAGUCCAUAUCAUGUGUCGGGGGAAAAUAUUAAGAAGCAAAAAACACAGAUUCUCUAUGUGCCAAAUUGCUCUGAUUGAGAAAAAGUGUAAUACUGAUUGAAUAAAGUUUGCA
This is a messenger RNA of Oncorhynchus tshawytscha (Chinook salmon), 6875 nucleotides long. RefSeq names its product myosin VIIA and Rab interacting protein b. Bases 298 to 2808 code for a protein of 836 amino acids. The record is from RefSeq and is a predicted model, not a curated record. Lineage: Eukaryota; Metazoa; Chordata; Actinopteri; Salmoniformes; Salmonidae. Gene Ontology annotation, molecular function: myosin binding; actin binding. Gene Ontology annotation, cellular component: cortical actin cytoskeleton. The transcript is spliced from 13 exons.